CUCGACUGUAUGCUGGCUCGGGUCUCAUCCAUCUACAACAUCAACACAACGCAGACACCGCUAAUCGACACCGGUUACAUAAAUUCACUUUGAGGAGGAGGCAUCAUACUUAGCACAGGAAGGAGUUGCAGCAUCUCUCAGCUAAAGCAUUGUUUCAGGAACAUUUCAUCAACAUUUCAUCAGAACAAGAGAUAGAGGAAGCAGAGAGACGGAGAAUCACGAUGGAUGAGUUCAAACAGAUUAAAAUGUCUGUAUUUCUCAUUCUGCUGCUUCAGUUUACAGGCGCUGCAACCAGACAGCGUUUCCUCUCCCUCUCUGUCAGAGUUGGUGAUGAAGCCAUUUUGCCUUGUAACGAUGUGAAACCUUUAAAACUCCAAUGUUACGAUACUACUUGGACCUUUGCUGAUUCAGCAAGCACUGUAGAGCUGGUUAAAGGUGGGCAGAUUGGUAAAAAUGCUAAAUCAGACAGAUUGAUUGUCUCAGGGAAUUGUUCUCUGGUUGUAAAGAAGGUCACAGAUGAGGAUGCUGGUACUUACACCUGCAGACAGAUCAGACCAGAGAUUGAUGUUCCAAACUCUCUGGUUCUUCUGCCUGUUGUUACCAUGACUGAACAUCAGGACGAUGAUGAGGUGACGUUACGCUGCUCUCUGGCGAUAUAUGGACCGUGUAUACUCAAAGUGAAGUGGCAUCAGGGUCAAGAUGUGGAUAAAGAGAACAGAUAUUUAAAGACAUCACAGACUUCCUGCUCUGCCUCUGUGACAUAUCGGAGUUCUCUCUUUAGUUACACAACAAGGUUCAAGUUUUUCACUUGCGAAGUAACUGAAUCCAAAACAGGAGAAGUGCAGGUGUUUCCCUUCAGCCUUCAGUCCUCAGGUGAGGACACAGCAGCAGCAACAACAGAGAGCGACACCAGAUCAGGUUUCACUACGACAGCUUCUGUGAUCACUGAAGAUGCAACAGGUGAGGACACAGCAGCAACAGAGAGCGACACCAGAUCAGGUUUCACUAAGACAGCUUCUGUGAUCACUGAAGAUGCAAAAGGUUGGUGGUGGUGGAUCAUCGUUGUGAUCGUGGGGGUUGCAGCACUCACAAUAAUCACUGUGGCUGUCAUCAGACGGAAGAGGACUCAAUGACAGAGACCUCAGACGGAUGAAAACAUUGUGCGUUAUGAUGUAGAUGAUGGUACAGUGAACUAUGACAACAUCAGACCUCCUGAUGGAGUUUGAGCAACACUUCUGCCUCCAUCAGACUCCACUGAUCAACAACGUCUACAUCUAUCAUCAUGUUUCACAUCAGGAGUGGAAGAUUAUAUAAUCAUUUUCAGUUAUCUAUUGUAUAAUUUAUGACAUUACACAGCUGGAUUUUGACUCAGUUUAACAGGAAUGAUUGUUUAACGCUUGUUUACUUUCUCAUAUUGUCUUCCAGCUGAAGGUUUCAGAGCUGAUUUUAAGAUGUAUUGCUUGUUGUUGAAGCUACUGCAGAUUUAGCUCAGUUUAAUAUAUCUGUGUGCAGAAUAACUUAUUUUAGUCCACUUUCAUUUAGCGUUGCUGUUAACAUAACAUAUGAGUUUUCAGCAUUAAUUGAGUCCUAAUUACUAUAGUGUAUAUGUGCAAAUAAAUAAAUGUUUAUCUUAGACCUA
This is a messenger RNA of Trematomus bernacchii (emerald rockcod), 1639 nucleotides long. RefSeq lists its product as uncharacterized. The record is from RefSeq and is a predicted model, not a curated record. The coding region runs from base 222 to 1133 and encodes 303 amino acids. Gene Ontology annotation, molecular function: protein tyrosine kinase binding; MHC class II protein binding. Gene Ontology annotation, cellular component: membrane raft; external side of plasma membrane. Lineage: Eukaryota; Metazoa; Chordata; Actinopteri; Perciformes; Nototheniidae. Gene Ontology annotation, biological process: interleukin-15-mediated signaling pathway; positive regulation of ERK1 and ERK2 cascade; T cell activation. The transcript is spliced from 8 exons.